Messenger RNA from Prunus mume (Japanese apricot), 1951 nucleotides. RefSeq lists its product as uncharacterized. The record is from RefSeq and is a predicted model, not a curated record. Lineage: Eukaryota; Viridiplantae; Streptophyta; Magnoliopsida; Rosales; Rosaceae.
UUUUCGUUUUUGGAGAGACAAGACGGUACUUUGUUUUGUUGCUUCUCAUUCUCUCUGCAGUCUCGCUCCUCGUCGCUUGCGGUGGGCCGAUUCGAUUCGGUUGGAUUCGAUUGGAUCCCAAUUCCCAACCCAAAUCAGUGUUUGAAUGUCAGGGAUCGUGAAAUCACCCACGGCUUUCGUACAGUAACGCCGUAUAUUAGACAAAGUUCACCAACCAAGCAGUUGCAGUUCCUCCGAGCAUACCUGGUCAAACAAGACCUGCGAACACAAACUCUGGGGUUUCCGAUGGCAGCAAACAUGAGAAAUCGGAGAGCAAGAACUACGGUGGACCGACUCCCUGCGGUUGACAACCUCGACCUCCAAAUAGAAGACAUAGCUGCUAGAUUUAAGGAAUUCUCAGAAUCAGUCAAGGCGGCGCUCUCAAUUGAACAAGUAGGUGUAUUCUUGGAAGCUAAUGGCCAAGCUUUGUCUGGCUCUGAUGAUGCUCUUCUCCGAAGAUGCCAAGACUUGCUGUUUUAUGGGCCAUUGGAGAAAUGCCCAGUUUGCCACGGCAAUAAUUUGGAGUUCACUGGAUCUUAUUGUGCGUGUGCCACUUGCAUUUAUCGCUCUAAGUAUCCACCAAGGAAACGAGGGCCCAUCAAGUACCCUAUUAGCAUCGUCAAGCAAAUCAACCCUCGUUUCAACCCGGAUUGGGACCCUCCUUAUGUGGAAGGUCAAGGGUUCUUCGCCCGUUUUUGGUCAGAUGUUUUACGACCACACAAUCCAAGGGAGGCGGCCAGAGUGGAAAUAACACUAAAUAUAUUUCAGGAUGGCAUGAGGGAGAUCAAUGGCAGGAGGAUGAACAAUAUAACUUUUUGGAUCUAUGUAUACGUAGGGGUUUUUGUGUUGACCUGUUUCUUUAUCUUUGUGGUCAAACUUUGGUCCAACCUGUCCAUAGAAUGAAGAUCCCAAAACUCUUAUGGAUCUCGUAUUUAGACGCUCUUUUGUUGUUGGAAGGCCAAAUUAUGAAGCACGUUAUUAAGUGAUUCGGUGGAUUGUCUAGUAAAUUAUAUCAGUCUUGCAUACCUGCUUCCUUCCUAAAAGGCCUUGUCUUUUGGUAGUAGUUGUUCGCAUUUUGUGUGCGUUUAUACCAACUCAUAUAGUUGACAUGUAGUUUCAUUACAAAAUGUAACUACCUUGAGACAUUGCUUGUUUAAUUUAUGAUGUGGAAAAAAAAAUGCUGUUUUAAGGUUCUAUUAGAUGUCGUCGAUUUGUGUUUUAUAAUUACGUACAAGUUUGUUCACUUGCUACAUAAUACAUGUGGAAUUAGAUGAUGCCUUCCCUUCCUAAAAAACAGAAUAAUUCGGGACAUCUGCUACUCAUGGUUACGCUUUGAGAGGGAGUUUGGUAUAUGUGAAGGUCACUCCUCGCCUGGAUGAGCUUCUAUUAUUUAGGUCACAGCUAGAGUCCAAAUUGACAGAAGAGGGGGAGAAUUCUUCCAAGAAGAAUGUUCGUGACAAGAGAAAGCAAGUUUCAGAGAUACCUGAUGAACAUUAUCCAGCAAAGAGGCAGAAAGAUGCAGCUCAAAAGCCAAAUAAAGCACAUGGGAAGGAUUCUGAUGUUCUGAACCCAGGUGAACAAACAGUGGAAAAGAUCAAACCGAAGGAUCACAAACCAGAUAUACAAAAUGAGCAACGGAUGAAGGAGAGCGUGUUCCAGAGGAAACAAAAGUAUAUGCUGACCAGUGCACUGCAUUUGUAUCAAAUAUUAACCUUAAGGCAAGUAUACGCCCCAAGUAUCCCUUCUCAUUCUCUUAUUUUUAAUGCACAUGCGUGAUCUUAGAAAACUGUUGGUAUUUUGCGGGCAAAUGAUGAACAUCUGCGUCAAUUCUUCAGUGAUGUUGGGGGAGUGGUUGCUAUUAGAUUACUGCAUGACAAGUUCAAUGGAUAGUCAAAGCUCUCUCUCUCUCUCU